Molecule: messenger RNA, 1769 nt
Organism: Zea mays
Lineage: Eukaryota; Viridiplantae; Streptophyta; Magnoliopsida; Poales; Poaceae
Source: RefSeq
AAAAUAAAUUUUACAUUAGUUUAUCGGAGUGAUUACAAAAGUAUAGGUUUGAAAUAUAUGCUAGCUCAAGUGACCAUCCUCAAUAAGAAGUAUAGAAGAAGUACUUAGACUUAUAAGAAGGCCGAGCCCACCGGCACUUAACACCAUCAACAACAGCACAAAGUUAGAACCUGAGUAACACUAGGUUAGUGUUUGUUAGGCGACCACUUGGCGAGUAUCCUUUGGCUUGGCACUCAUUCAGAUUAUCCAUCUUCCGGUUCGUCCAUCAGCUUCAUCCUGCGGAGUAGUCCACGCUUGGGGUCGACUUGGCUUGUCUUCCGCAUCACGCGAUUAAUUAACGUACCACAUCACAACUUGAUUUGGUAGUUGCCUGAACGACGGUGGCCUUCAGCUGAAGUCCUUAAUCGAACACCUGGCGAGCGUGAUCGACGAGCUAAGGCUGAGGCGAAGCUUGACGACGGGAUCGUGUUUGAAGCGAGCUGGUGAGGUGGGGGUCGAGCCAGGGAUGACGUGUUUGACGACUCGACGGCAAACGACACAACGACAUGAGCAGAAAGGCUUGGCCACGGUGGAGACUGAAUGGGUUGAUAGUGAGCCGGGCCACGACAGAUCAAGGCUGAGUCGCAGUAAUCCCAAAUUAAAUUAGAAGGAGACCGGCGAGCUGAAGGCGUUGAUUCUUGAAAAUCGGCGACCACCAGAUCGACAUCGGGGCUCGACAAACACGAACCGCUGACAUGCUUUGGUUCAAGCCUCUCGCCGAGCACCAGGUGAGCGACCUUCUACCCUUCGCUUUCUUCAACUAAUCUCCUCCUACCUCAUCAGCACACAGGCAAGUCGCUUACCACCGGACGGUCUGUGUGAGGCUAUAGUUAUCGCGACGAGGACGGAUCGGGGUGAGCAGCAACCGGCGCAUGACCAUAACAGGCGCCAACCGACCGAGUCCUGAUGGCCAGUAGCACGGGACUCAUGUUAUGGGGACAACAUUUUGACCACGGCGGUCGAAUCCUAGGCGAGCUUGCCAAACUCAGCGUGGAGGCAGAGGUCCGAUGACUGGGCGCAGAACUGGAGGGGAACCCGCAGCUGGGACACGCGAGGGAGCAGAGAGCUCCGGCAAGCUGCAGAUGGCCAGAGACGCGAGCAGGGACGGCGCGGGCGCAUCCACGACUGCUCCAGAUUUCCAAGAAGCAGGACCUCGACGCGGCUAGGAAACUUCAGGGAGCAGGGAGGAGUAUGACGGAGAGAGCUCGUGGUGGCACGUCCAGCAAGCUCGACGGGGACAGCACUCAGGCGCGGCUUGGGAAACGGCGUGGGGGAGGAGUCGGCCAGGGAGUUCAGGCUGCGCGCGCGCGUAAGGAACAGAGGGAGAUCCGAGCCGAGCAGAGGGAGCUUCAACGGCGCUGGGCAAUGUCGAGGGAGCGACUCAGGAAGGUGCUCCAUGGCGAGGGUCGCGGACGCACGGAGGAAGCCGAGCUGGAGUUCCGAGCAGAAGCAAGGAGUAGAAGUGGCCGGCGCCAGGACUCACGGCCAGGAGGUCCAUUCCAUGGGGCCGAGCAGCAAGCCGAGAGGGAGGGGCUGGGGCUGGGCGUGAGCUGGGCGAGCACCGGCACCACGGGAAAGCAGAGCUCCAUGGAUCCAGUAGAGAAGAAGACACACGCAGAGAAAGGGCCUCGGCCAGAGAGCAGCCAUGAGAGCAAGCUGCGUGCGGCCAGAGCUUGAGCACAAGGAGAUGCGAGCUGAGGGAGAGGUGGAAGAAGUCCGGCUGGAGGAGC